Messenger RNA from Prorocentrum cordatum, 1198 nucleotides. The record is from the annotation of a GenBank genome assembly. NCBI's taxonomy places the organism in Eukaryota, Dinophyceae, Prorocentrales, Prorocentraceae.
UUGGCUCAAGUGUCAUGGUGGCCAGGUUCUCUAUAUGAGUUAUGACUCUAACUUCAAGGUCCGCUACUGUGUUUCUGCUUACGUAUGUCUGCGGGUUGACAGUUCGGUCAGCCGUCGCGGUAUCUCUUGCACUCCAUGUUUCUGAAUCGUCAGUGUCUUAUGAGAGCAAGACGGACCGCAUCGACGAGCAAAACACGAGCGCGCAGCACAUCAUCGUGGACACGUUGCGACACUUGGCCGAGGAGUACGACCACCAAGGCGACCGCAGCCGCGGCAGGGUGAGCGCGUGGGUGUGCAUCACCAUCGUGGCCUCGAUCUCCGCGCUGGCCGUGCGCUGGUACUGCUGCACGACGGCUCCGUGCGGCGUGGAGCAGCUGUCUCUCACCGCCCGGUGGAAGGCGACAGGAAGCCCGGCUCGGCCUUCGGCGCGCCCCAAACAUCGGAGCUCGGGCCCGAGCGCGGACGCCCCCAGCGUCACCAACGACCGCCUCGUCACGCGAGGCGCGGGGCACGACCCCGGCGGCCACGACCUCCUCGCGCCCGGCGCGCGCGCGGCCCACAGCGCGGGGGGCACGGCCCCGGAGCAGCCGGGGAGGGCCGGGGGCGGCGGCGCCGCGUGCGAGGCGAGGUGAGGGGCGCGGGCGCGAGCGGAAGCGGCGCCCCUCCUCCUCCACCGCCUCCUCCUCCUUCGCCUCCUCGCCGCUCGUGUGCCGCUCGUGCGGCGCUCGUGCGCACAGCUGCGCUGAGGCCAGAUGCAUCCCGCAGUGUGCUCACUGACGCGGAGCCAGGCACUCUACGCCUUCUGCCCCGAGCUUUUCUGCGUUGCAGCUUGCUUCUGAGUAAGUGAGGGGGGCGGGGGCACCUCUCCGUCAGGACGUUUCAAAGCUCCGCAUUUUUCCUCGUGGGUUGGCUGGACGCAUUUAUGACCACUGAGCGGUGUCUCCCGAAGGGGCUAAAUGGCUUGCCUGAAGGCUGCGCAUGCGAUGCCUGAGAGGCUCUGCAUGCAUGCCUAGUGGUGCAACUGGCGACGUAUGGCUGUCGACUGGGUUAUGCCACCCUUGGGGGGGGGGCUUGUAAUCCAUUCAUGUAGUUGUGCGUGCGGCCAGCUCGCCGCUGCCACGCCGAGCCUUGCGCGUGGCAACCUCUGUUCACUUUUGCUCGGAAGGCUGGUCGCCCAAGUGACCCGCGGCGCCAGCAA